This is a messenger RNA of Solenopsis invicta (red fire ant), 2773 nucleotides long. RefSeq names its product monocarboxylate transporter 9. The record is from RefSeq and is a predicted model, not a curated record. The transcript is spliced from 10 exons. Bases 177 to 2174 code for a protein of 665 amino acids. Lineage: Eukaryota; Metazoa; Arthropoda; Insecta; Hymenoptera; Formicidae. Gene Ontology annotation, biological process: transmembrane transport; monocarboxylic acid transport. Gene Ontology annotation, molecular function: monocarboxylic acid transmembrane transporter activity.
ACUUCAUGCGUAGAUAAGAGGCGCUUCGAAAUUGUUUCUGGCAUAUCCCGCUUAGUCGGAAACUGUCUACCUUCGAUUAUUGUGGAAGUGUAUUUGAUUCGUGAAAGUUUGCUUUAAAUUUAUCUAUCGUCAUUCUGCUAGGCGCUGAAAUAAAUCAGGGACGCGAUUAUCGCAGUAUGACGGUGACAGAAGUCAACGGCACGACAAAUACAUCUACUAUCAAGAACGUAGAUGAAAAUAAAAAAAAGAGCGCAAUUGUAAACGUAGAAGAAUUGACAAAUCAAGAGGAUGAAAUUACUUUGGAAGAUUUGGCGCCAGAUGGUGGCUGGGGAUGGAUGAUUGCACUGGCAAUGAUAUUAAUUAUAUUUACUACAGUAGGUCCAGCAUCGUCAUUUAUCAUAAUCUUUGGCGAUUUUAUCGAAAAUUCUGGACAAGCGGGCAUGGCAACGAGCCUUUUUAAUUCCGUCUUUAUGGUCAAUUAUUCUUUUGCCAGUUUGCUCACCAAUACGUUGCUGAAGAGAUAUUCUUCAAGACAAGUGGGAAUUGUGGGUGCACUGUUCUUCUCGUUGUCUAACAUCGCCAUAGCUUUUUCCAGAAACAUAUACGACAUGGCUUUUAUCUGUUUUGUUCAAGGUUUUGGAAUGGGUUUGAUUAUUACAGUCACCAACACGGUUUUCAACUCGUACUUUGUGAAAAAAAGAGCAAAAGUGAUGUACGCGUCGCAAGUUAUCAUUGCAUUGGGCGGAAUUGUUUAUCCUAUGUUGUGCGAAAAGAUGUUGCUAUUGUAUGGUUUUCGUGGUACUGCGGCAAUUAUAGGCGCUGUAAGUCUCAAUAGCGUCGCUGGAAUGACAAUGAUGCAUCCCGUAGCAUGGCACGCCAAAAAGCCGGAAGAUGUUCGCGCGGAAAGAGCACGCGAGAAGGAACAAAAGUUUUGUCGAGAAUUCGCACUGUCGAAUCGUCGUUCAACUUUCGAUGUGAUCCAUUUAUCAUCCAAGACCAAAUGGAGCAGUCUUCGUAGUCUUAAGGAAGGAAAAGAUCCAGAAAUGCCAUUGUUGAGUGAAACUCUUAAGCCUUCUGCGCAAAGAGUCGCGUCAGCUUCAAUAAUCGAUAGCGGAAUCCGCGGAAGGGCAAAAUCCGGAUCUGUGUGGGAAAGUUUAUCGAGGCGUACGUCGGCUAUCUCGACUUCUAGCUUAGUUAAUUUGGCAACUCGCACUACUUGCACGCUGAGCGACAUACGGCAAAUUCUGGAAAAGAGGAACAGUGAGAGGUAUACAGAUAAAGAAAUUCAGGAGAAUGAAGAGAAGCAAGAUAAGGAAAUUCAGGAGAAGGAAGAGAAGCAAGAUAAAAAAUUUCAGGAGGAAGAAGAGAAGCAAGAUAAAAAAAUUCAGGAGAAGGAAGAGAAGCAAGAUAAAGAAAUUCAGGAAAAGGAAGAGAAACAAGACAACGAUAUUCAGGAGAAAGAAGAGAAACAAGAUGCUGAGAAAGAACAGAAGAUGACAAAGUUCAAAACCAUUUUAAAAGAACUAGUGGACAUAUCGCUGGUGAAAAAUAUCUGUUUCAUAAACUUGUGCUUUGGCGUGAGUUUUGUAUGCACUUCCGAUUAUGGUUUCUCUUCUCUUCUUCCUCUUAUGAUGACUAAUGUGGGAUACCCGAAAGCCUAUGCCGCAUUGAGCGUCACUAUCAGUGGAAUAGCCGAGUUGGUGUCAAAAGUUUUACUAUCAGUUUUUACAUUGAUUCUAAACGUAAAGUCAAAGUAUAUAUUCUUUGCCGCCACAAUUUUUAUGGGAUUUGCAAGAAUAGGUUUUCUGGUAUACGAACGUACACUUGAAGGCGCAUUGAUUACAAUAGCGAUAAUCGGCACCAUUCGAUCGUGGUUGCUGGUUCCGCAGCCACUAGUUAUCAUAGAAGAUGUCAGUAUAGAAAAAUUUGCCUCAGCAUAUGGCCUUUACUCUGUUAUCGGUUCAGUAGUUACGAUAAUUUUUGGUGCUCUCGUAGGAGUUAUUAAGGAUUGGACUGGUAGCUACGACAUAUACCAAAUUUCUCUACUAGUGUUAAAUAGUGCAUUUCUUAUACCUUGGGCUUUGCAAUUCAUCUUAGUAGACUACAGAAAAUGGCGGAAGCAACGUGCACAGGAAACCAGCACGACGAAGUCUGUCGGCCAUCAAUGGGAGUGAAGAGAUGUAAAACGUCUCGAGAAUUUAUUAUUGCUCCUUCUUGAAACGUUUAGUAUUUUUUAUUUUGUAUGUACAUUAAGCAUAUUGAUUUUUAUGUAUGUAGUUCUCUCUGUCAUUUAUUAAAAUUCAAUAUUUUGUAAUAAAAAAUUUUUUUUUACGUACAAAUAAAUAGUUUUAGAUAAAUCCAAUUUAAAUUUUUAUACGCGAAGUAUACGAAUCAUAGACUAAGGUAGACAGAGUUUAUACCGUUAUACUGGACAGGAAGUGAUGCUAAGAUUAGCGAUAAGGGGGGGGGAGACUACCAGCACAUCGGUUUGAUUCGGAAUUGUUCGGAAUCAUUCGGCUCUUAGCGGUCACUUCAAACUGCGUACAACAUCGUUGCAUUUUGUGAUUAUUUAAUUAUACAUUUUCGUGCUUUUUUAAAUAUUUUACAAUGAAUUAUUUCAUUGUCUGGGUGCAAUGAUCGAAGUAACUGCAAAAGAAAAAAUUGGAAGUAGCAAAAAAAAGAAAAAGAAACAGGAAACUUUUCAUUUUAUUUGUAAGUAGAAUAUAUCUAUUGGUUAAUUUUUUUAAGUUUGCAUGAAAUUUAUUAUUUAAUA